ACAGCUCAGUCCUUCCCCCCCACCGCCUCCUUUUCUUAACUUCUAGCAGAAGUGCGGAUGUGAGUUGCAUACUGAUACAGGAACAAGGCCGCCAGUUUUGUGUUUUUUCUCCUCUAUAGCAAUGCGUGCUUAGUGGAGCUAUGAAUCCAGAGGAGCAGACCGUAACGUGGUUAAUAUCACUAGGAGUGCUCAGCUCGCCUAAAAAGAACAUAGCGGACCCGGAGGAGUUUCUGAAAACCUCGCUGAAGGAUGGGGUCGUCCUGUGCAAGCUCACGGAGCGGCUCAUACCUGGCUUCACACCCAAGUAUUGCCAGGAUCCGAGAACUGAAGCAGACUGCAUCACCAACAUCAAGGAGUUUUUAAGAGGAUGCUCGUCCCUCAAAGUGGAGGGGUUUGAACCAGAGUGUUUAUACACUGGUGAGAGUUUUGGAAAGGUGCUGACCACUUUGAUGGCAGUCAACUUUGCCACACAAGACUGUGCUGCUGAGAGGUCAUGUUCGCAGUCCGGUGCCCACUCUCCUAGUCAGUCGACAUCUUCACACACACUCUCCUCCGCCAAAUCCAAAGGCUCUCUGCGCAGACAAUCCAAAUCAGUGGAGAUGUCUGAGAACGGUGGAGGCGGGCAGACUAUGGUGAAGGCCCGCUUCAACUUCAAGCAGAACAACGAGGAUGAGCUGUCGUUCAAUAAAGGAGACUUGAUCCACGUGAUGCGGCAGGAGGAGGGAGGAUGGUGGGAGGGCACGAUCAACGGAAAGUCGGGCUGGUUCCCCAGCAACUAUGUCCGGGAGAUCAAAACUUGCGAGAAGCCAGUGUCUCCUAAAGGAACUCAGCUGACCAAGAACUACUACAGUGUGGUGGUACAGGACAUCUUAGAACACGAGCGGGAGUUUGUCAAAGAAUUACAAACAGUGCUGAGUUGUUAUCUACGACCCCUGCAAGCCAGCGACAAGCUGAGCAGUGCAGACAGCGCCACCCUGUGUGGAAACCUGGAGGAGAUCCUCACCUUCCAGCAGGGACUGUGUGUGGCUUUGGAGGACUGCACCAAAGUCCCGGAGGGCCAGCAGCGAGUGACGGGCUGCUAUUUAAACCUGUUGUGUCAGAUCAAGACUCUGUACCUGGCUUACUGUUCCAGCCAUCCUUCAGCUGUUUGCAUCCUCACUGACCACAGUGAGGAACUAGACAAGUUCAUGGAGAGCCAGGGAGCCACUGUUCCAGGGAUCCUGACCUUGACCACCAGCCUCAGUAAGCCCUUCAUGAGGCUCGACAAAUACCCCACGCUGCUGCAGGAGCUGGAGAGACAUGUUGAGGAAGCCCACCCAGACUAUGCUGACAUCGUAAAGGCAACGGCAGUGUUUAGGAACCUAGUGACACAGUGCCAGGAACUGCGGAAGCGCAAGAACCUGGAGCUCCAGAUCUUGUCCGAACCAGUACGGGGCUGGGAGGGAGACAGCAUGAAGAGCCUGGGUCACGUGGCCUACAUGUCCCAGGUCCACGUGAAAAAUGGCUCCAAUGAGGAAAAAGAGGAGCGUUAUGUAAUGCUUUUCCCUAAUAUGUUAGUCAUGCUCUCCGCCAGUCCCCGAAUGAGUGGCUUUAUUUAUCAGGGAAAACUACCACUGACAGGCACCACAGUAACAAGACAUGCAGAGGAUGCAGACAACGCCCACUAUGCCUUGGACAUCACAGGAGGUAUGAUCGAUCGUUUUACAGUGUUCUGCAGUAGUGCCCAGGAGUUACAAGAAUGGCUAGAGCACCUUCAGCCCUUUACCAAAGGAGGCAGCCCCACAGGAACCAUCUUAAAGACCGUAGAAGGCAAGCCGCUGAGCAUGGUCGGCACCCCCACUCACCUGUCCCAUCUGGGAAGCCUCAGUGCCGUCAGUCGCGGCCCCCUGGAACAGCCAAAGAUCAGCAAGCCCUGGUCUCUCAGCUGCCUGCGCCCCGCGCCUCCCCUCAAGCCCUCUGCCGCACUGGGAUACAAAGAGAGGAUGUCUUAUAUCAUGAAGGACUCCAGCAAGAGCCCACGGCCCAUAAAGAAGUUCCUGCCAGGCAAGAAGAAAGAGCGAAAGCCCUCCGAUGACGACAUUCAAACGAGGAAAAGCACGGUGGCGCUGGAGGAGGACGCUCAGAUCCUGAGAGUGAUUGAGGCGUACUGCACCGGAGCCAGCGUGCACCAGACCACCACGGGCGUGCGUUUAUCGGUGCGGAAAGAGUGCGUCCCUCAGGUGCUUCUGCCCGAGGAAGAGAAAAUCAUUGUGGAGGAGAUGAAGAGCAAUGGGCAGACAGUAACUGAGGAAAAGAGCCUGGUCGAUGCUGUGUAUGCUUUAAAGGACGAGGUUCAUGAACUGAAAAAGGAGAAUAAGUGGAUGAAGCAGUUUCUGGAGGACGAGCAGAAGUCUCGCAAAGAGCUGGAGAGAGUGGUUCGAAAACUGGCCAAGCAGAAGAACGAUUGUGCUUGGGACGACGGCGGCCACUGAACACAUCCACACACCCAUCCUCAUGCUAAUCUGGCUGUGUGUGUAUGUGUGUACAUUUAUGUAAGCGUGCUUGUGGAGGGCUAGGUGUGUGUGUGUGUAUCUGUCUAUGUUGCGUCUCCAUAUUUCAAUCACACAUCGCAGAGUUGAACUCCCUCGCUGACGACGACGACGCUUGGAGUUUCUUUACUUCAAGUGCUGGAGCUUGAGUUGACAUUUUUUUUGAUGAAAUCUAAUCUUGUCUUCCUGAUCCAGCCUCACUAGACGAGACCAGAAAUAUGCUUCUCAGCUAAAUCAAGACUGGUUAAAGAGUGGGAUGUUUCCGACAUACUGCCUCUGCACUGUGAACACUCCCAAAGCACAUGGGACAAUUUAGGACAAAAAAAAAGUUCUCUGUUUGCUUCUUUUGCUUCAGUUGGAAAUAGAGGAGUACGAAGCCAUCACGUCCAAUAGGUGUUCUCUUCUUGCAUGCACUUCUGUUACAAAGGGGACUCAUUUUCUUCUCUUCACAUCAUGACUUUUUCUGUCAUUGUUAUAUUUUAUUUGUCACAAGGACGCCCAGCGGGAAAAUGGAUUCAUUGAGCUUCAUGUGCGACUGGCAUUUUUGUACAAUUCUGGACAUUCACAUUACAAGUUUCCUCGCCGUUUUGUCGGCGUUUAAGCAAUUCAAACAGGUUAGCUCAUCAUGCCGCAUUCAGUUGUUUCCAAAUGACUGUUUAUUUAAAAAACUGCAUGAAUGUACAGUGUUUCUACAGUAUGACUUCUGCAUCAGAAAUGUGAUAAUCACAAUAUUCAGAUAUAUAGUCCAAAGCUAUCAGGGAUGCAGCUGCAUUAUAGAAUAGAAAAGGCUUAACUGUGUAUCAUUUAUAUACAACAGUUUGCAAAUAAUGACAAAGAUGUCACCCUUACUCUUCUUACUAAAAUAUAUUCAAGUAUGAUUUUAACAUAUUAAUUACAUAGCCUUGCUUUAUUUUGAAUUUUUAAAAGAAUAUUCAUUAUUUAUUGUUCACCCGAGCAUUUAAUUGUGGUGUUAGCCUUAUAGAUAUAGUUUUGCUGCCUUUACUUGUGUCUGGAAUUUUAUUAAACUACACUGAUGUGUAAAGGCAGAAAAAAUAUCCUCGUUUUGGUCAAGGGAAAAUAGACGUUUUUUCAUCACAAAAAGAGGAAAAAAUGACGUUAAUAAUGAGUCUGACUUUAAGAAUUCAAAGGUUUUUGUUUGCAGCCUCUGUGGCCUCCUAACAGGGUCCUGCAGAGCUGAUUGAAACAUGAAAUUAACAGAGGUUUAUCUGUGGGAAUAGAGUAGAGCUCAACUGUUUAAGUGCCUCCAGAAAGGGGUCGAUAAACUUAAAAGAGAGUUUACGACCAGACUGGGACUAAAUGCAUGAUUUAUUUUGAAAGUGUCACAGGUGGUGUGUUGUAUUAUUUCAAUAAGAAUGGCUCAAGCUUAAUGGGUAUAUAUAAAUGUGGGUCUGAAAAACAUGCAGGGCUUUGCGCUAUUUAAGAUGCAGCCUCUUCACAAAGACCCACCGCGGUACAUUUCCUCAUGAGGUUGAGCGUGUGCACUGUCAACACUGUUAGCUACUCAUGCUGCGCUUCAGAGCAGCAGCGGAUGUUAUUUGAAAAUGCAAUAAGUGACUGCUUUACUGACCGACCUAUGGGUUAGUCCCAGCAUGGUAGGCCAGAUUUGGAGAAAUUGCAAUAAUAAUGAAUGAAUUAACCCAAUUUAUUAACCAAAAAAAAAGGGCCAGACCGUGUGGUUAAGCCACCACACAGUUCGGCUAUUCAUUAUUUUCCAUUUGCCUUUAUUUAAUCAAGUCUCUUGGUGUUGACGAGUGUUUAAAGAUCACUCUCCAGGUCCCAAUUUUCAUCAGAAAUGAUCCAAAAUGUAAUAAUAAUGUACAAUCGCUGUUGGGAAGUGCUGUUUUUUGAGUGCACCUCCUUCCAGGGAGGUCAGAGCACUGUGUAGGGUACAAGACAGCACCGGCACAUCUGCAGCAGAGUCUUGCUCAAGGGCACUUCAGCGUGUAAAAAAAGCUGAUCUUUAACUGUUAUCCCUCUGACUAGACUCUGCUUCCUGUACAGAUGUGUGACAUUGUUGCUGUUCCUGUACCCUAAAUCAUUUCUAUUAGGUAACACACAAUACAUACUGUAGUUUUCAACUCCCAAUAGCCUCAGCGAGCACUUACUGGUGGGAGGAGGCUGACCUCUGGUUUCAUCUUGUUUAUCUCCAGACCACUGUGUGUGUAUUGUUUUUGAAAGGUUGUUCUAUGCAAUUAUUGUUGUUGCAAGUAUUGUAAUGCUUUUUUGUUUUUCUAGACACUCUGUACUUUGUGUUGGUAUGGUCAUUCUUUUAUUAAAAAUUUAAUAUAAAA
This is a messenger RNA of Sebastes umbrosus (honeycomb rockfish), 4840 nucleotides long. It is a transcript of the gene arhgef6, whose product is annotated as Rac/Cdc42 guanine nucleotide exchange factor (GEF) 6. The transcript has 22 exons. The record is from RefSeq and is a predicted model, not a curated record. Bases 141 to 2471 code for a protein of 776 amino acids. Gene Ontology annotation, molecular function: protein binding; guanyl-nucleotide exchange factor activity. Lineage: Eukaryota; Metazoa; Chordata; Actinopteri; Perciformes; Sebastidae.